This is a messenger RNA of Callithrix jacchus (white-tufted-ear marmoset), 5098 nucleotides long. RefSeq names its product family with sequence similarity 53 member B (gene FAM53B). Gene Ontology annotation, cellular component: nucleus. Gene Ontology annotation, biological process: protein import into nucleus; positive regulation of canonical Wnt signaling pathway. Lineage: Eukaryota; Metazoa; Chordata; Mammalia; Primates; Cebidae. The record is from RefSeq and is a predicted model, not a curated record.
UGCCCAAGUGAAGAUGGCUCACGCCCACCCUGGGAUGGAGCCCAGCACCUGAGGUCCUUAUCAUGGUGAUGAUCCUAAGUGAAAGCCUCAGCACCCGGAGAGUGGACUCCAUCACACGCGGGACCUUCAGCCCUGAACUGCACACGCCAAAGAAGAUGAGUCAAGGACCUACACUUUUCUCUUGUGGAAUUAUGGAAAAUGACAGAUGGCGAGACUUGGACAGGAAAUGCCCUCUUCAGAUUGACCAACCGAGCACCAGCAUCUGGGAAUGCCUGCCUGAAAAGGACAGCUCACUGUGGCACCGGGAGGGAGUGACCGCCUGUGCUGUGACCAGUCUGAUCAAAGACCUCAGCAUCAGUGACCACAAUGGGAACCCCUCAGCACCCCCUAGCAAGCGCCAGUGCCGCUCACUGUCCUUCUCCGAUGAGAUGUCCAGCUGCCGGACAUCAUGGAGGCCUUUGGGCUCCAAAGUCUGGACUCCCGUGGAAAAGAGACGCUGCUACAGCGGGGGCAGCGUCCAGCGCUAUUCCAACGGCUUCAGCACCAUGCAGAGGAGCUCCAGCUUCAGCCUCCCUUCGCGGGCCAAUGUGCUCUCCUCCCCCUGUGACCAGGCAGGACUUCACCACCGAUUUGGAGGGCCGAACUGCCAAGGGGUGCCAGGCUCAGCCCCCUGUGGACAGGCAGGUGACACCUGGAGCCCUGACCUGUGCCCCGUGGGAGGGGGCCGGCUGGACCUGCAGCGGUCCCUCUCCUGCUCACACGAGCAGUUUUCCUUUGUGGAAUACUGUCCUCCCUCAGCCAACAGCACACCUGCCUCAACGCCAGAGCUGGCGAGACGCUCCAGUGGCCUUUCCCGCAGCCGCUCCCAGCCGUGUGUCCUUAAUGAUAAGAAAGUCGGUGUUAAAAGGCGGCGCCCUGAAGAAGUUCAAGAGCAGAGGCCUUCUCUAGACCUUGCCAAGAUGGCACAGAACUGUCAGGCCUUCAGCAGCCUUAGCUGCUUGAGCGCAGGGACAGAGGACUGCGGCCCCCAGAACCCCUUCGCCUGCCACGUCAGCACCAGCAGGGCCUGGACUGCCCUGCUCUCAGCCUCCGGCCCAGGGGGCAGGACCCCUGCUGGGACCCCAGUCCCAGAGCCUCUUCCCCCUUCCUUCGACGACCACCUCACCUGCCAGGAGGACCUGUCCUGUGAGGAGUCAGAUGGCUGCGCCCUGGAUGAGGAUUGCGGCAGGAGAGUGGAGCCGGCCACAGCCUGGAGGGACCACGGGGUCCCUGGGAACAGCCUCUGCUCCCUGGACGGCGAGCUGGACAUCGAGCAGAUAGAGAAGAACUGAGGGGUGCAGGCCCAGGUAGGGCUGGGUGUGCUGGAAUCCACAGCCCUCCCUCUGGGCACUAGGUGGGCCCUCGAAGGGGAGCCCAACUCUUGGGCCUGAUGAAAGCUUCCUGAGCGGUGUUGGGUCCCAGAGAGGGAGCUCACCCGCUGCCUGGGGGAGAGCCUGGCCUGGCCACACCACAGCCGGGUGUUAGCUUCUCGCUGGCUCCCCGAGCGUGGCAGCCACCAGGUCCUCGGAACUACCGCAGCCCAGGGAGCAGCUUUGGAGUCUGGGUCUUUUCUGCCUUUUUCCUAAUGGGAUGUUGGGCAGUCUGUUGUUCCCAGCAGAGCUGGGUGCCGCUCUGGAUCCCCCUGGUGGGGGCGGUCAGGGAGGGCCUGAGGUGGGGGCUGGGGGCCAUCUGCUGUGCCAGGGUCCUUCAUGGCCUCGCUCAGGUUCACUUUUGGGGAGUUGGCCCCACAGCUUCUUUCACUCAGUUCUAUUCCGUGCCUUCUCUCCCGGGGCUCCCUGCUUCAGGCUUGGGAAGGUUCGGGAGAUGCUUCUUUCUGUAACACCAGAACCAUUUGGCCUUAAUUCCAAGUGUGAGAGACAGAAUCCGGGGGUACUGGACUGGCCCCCCCCAGAGGGUGAGCCUGUGUCCAGAGUCUCAGGCCCAAGGAGCAGCUUGGAGGGUGCUUGUUAGGGGCCUUCCCCGCUGGGUGGAAAUUGGGUGGAUCUGUUGGCUGAAAAGACAGACUCACUGUGCCUCCUGCAGCUGGAGAGCCGGGCCCUGUGGUUCCGCCACCGUUGAGGCAGGUUAGCAGAUGGCAGCCCUUCUCUGUGGCUAGCUGGUCACUGAGUGAUCAACGUGGUUGAUUCUGGUGAGGGUAGGGAUGACGUGAUACCAGGGGGUAUCUCCUAAAAAUGACCUUGGGAGACAGGAGCUGCGAGCGGGUGCACAGGAGUGGGGGGCAUCCACUGGCUGCUCGCAGGGGCCCCUGCAGGAUUCCCAGCACCUCCCAUUUGUUCUUGAGGACUGAUGGCUGUAACCAGGGUGUACCACCCACCCCAAGACAAGCCCACACACUUGUCAGCUUAGGGGGAGCCCAGUCUGAAGGCUGUGUCUCUGCCGUAGGCCCAGCCAUGGGCACAAAGCUGGAUUCAUACUCCCUGCCCCACCCCUCUCCCGUCCUGGCUCCCUACCCGGGGCCUCCAAGGAGCCUGGGCCCCUGAGGGUUUGCUCUUGGGCAGCUCCUCUCCCCUGCCAUGCAGACACCAUCACAUGGGAAUCUGGCUUUUAGCGAACUCGGCGUCUUCCACAGACAAUAGCAAUUGGGCUGGCUUAGGAACAAGUGGCUCAUUUUCCCAUAAGGCUAAAAAUGAUUGGCGCGCUCCUUGCGUUGGCUGACACGCGGUAAAAGCACUUUUGUAGUCCUUUGCUUCUGCUCCUCUUCCGUGGACGAGUGAAUGCCUCGCUUCUGCAGGUUGGGUCUAGGUGGUUCUCACCUUCUUUCUCCUAAAGAGAAAGAUGCUUUUUGGGAAACUGUUUAAACCUUCUUUUUUAACUACAUCAAAAGGGUGGUGGUUCAAAUUCCAAUAUAUGGGUGGCAUUUCUUAAAAAUCAGCUGUAAGAAGCUGGCAGAAAGCCCCCAGCCCUGCAGCCCUGAGAGAUGGUGUUGCCAGCUCAGGGUGGGUGGCACGUGGGGUAUGUCAGGCACUGGGCAGGUCCCAGAGUGGGGGAACAGCUUGCCUCCAGUGGCCAUAACUCCUGCCAGAGGCACAUCUACUUGUGACCCCGGACAGCCAAACCCAAAGCUGGGGGCUCUGAGCAGACAGAGACCUCGUGCCCUGUCCCUGCCUAGCGGUCAUGGAGACCAUGUCCUCUUAGAGCAAGUGUGGAGGAGGCCGGGCAGUUGUUGGGUGAAUGUGGAGGGCACAAUACCAUGCCGUGCCCCCAGAGCACCACUGGGCACAGGAGGUCCUGGCACCACACUCCUGUGUGGCCACUGAGGACACACAGCCUCUAAAGCAGGUUUUCCUGUGGAAGGCAGAGACAGUAAGGGAGGCAGGCGGUGCCAGCUGAGGCUGAGAUGUGCAGCAGCCCCCAGCUCCCUUUGCUUAGGGCUGGGAUGGGAGGCACAGGGUGUUAAGUGUGUGUUGUGGAGCUAGGGGCUAAGUGACCUGCCCUCAAACCCUGCCUGCCACCUCCCCACUCAGGCCUGGUGGCAGGGUGGGACAAGCCAUGGAGCUGACCAAGUCACAGCCACCUCCCUGCCUCCCUCAAAGCUGGUCCCAUCCACCAGCAAGCUCAGCCCCAGGGCACUUAGGCAGAAAUGACCCAGCCUCCUCAGACCCCACCUGCCUGUCCUGUGCCCACCACAGCUCCUAGCCCAAGCCUAUCACGCAGCAGUCAGGGGAGAAAAUGGCAGCUGUCCCUUCUGCUUAGAGAAAGAAAUGGCCUUCAGCUGCUUUCAUAUUUGUCUUUUGACUGGAGAGAGUGGACCCCAUCUAUAGUUGCCACCCUAUCAUCCAAGCCACCACACUGCCUGGAGCAGCCUGUUCCUGCACCCCACCCUGCUGGCCCCAGGGCUUCUGGUCUCAGAGCUCUGGGAGAGGCUCGCCCAGGAGAUGGUCCCCCCCCCCGCCAUUGGUGUCCCCACAGGCAGUAGACAGCUCACCCCCACCAGCAUGAUGGCCCCAGCGGGGGGCAGCAGCAGAAGCCUCACUUUUGCCCACGAGCCCUGCCUCUGAGGGGAGACUGAGGAAGGGCAGGGCCAGGAACAAGCCUUGCCAGGCCACCUCCCUGCUCUUGGGGCCCUGAAGAGUGGGCUAAGCCUGCAGGAAAGCUGGGUGGGAGGAGGGGCUUUGCGUCACACGCAACCCAUUCAUUGUAAAGCCACCCAACUGCCCGAGGCCGCCGUCCACCUGUGGGGCCCAGGACCGGGCCACACCCUCUUGCCUUACUCUCAGUGGAGGCCGGAGCUGCCCUGGGCCAUGGGCCCACAGGGAGCUUGUUCUGACCAGACGUACAGAUUUUCAUUCUCAGAAAGCCUUACUUUUGAACAGAUUUUUUUAGCCAGUUUUGUGAAUUUGUACACUGAAAGAAAACUUAAAGGGGAAGUCCUGUCUGAGCAAGCUUCCCCAGCUGCGGAACCCCUGGCCCCCUGCUGUGGGCUCAGACUUGGUGUCACGCCCACUGCACCCCUGUUUCCACUGCUGUGCCGUCUGUGGCUACGGAGGUGGUCCUUGAAUCAUGGCCACUUCAGAUGCCGGCCGGCCGGCAGGGAGGCAGCAGGCUGGCUGCGCACCGGGGCUCAGGCGCCUGGCCCCACACUGGCAAUGAUGCCGCACCUUGCCAUGCCCACACUGUUGGUCAAACCCCUUUGUCAUGCCUCUUUAAAGAGAAAAGAAGAGAAAGAUUUUUUUUUUUUUAAUGGCAGACCGAAUGGAGAUCUUUUAGCCUAGGUAGGAUAGUCUGACCUUCUAGCAUAGUCUUUUUGGCAAAUGAUUUGUGUUUUCCCACGUGGGGAAGCUGUCCUGGGGGGUCGGGUGACGGAUAGCACAGAGGCUGUCUCUGGGGGUGCAGGAGCUUCCCGAGCUGGACGGUGUCGGUGUUGCAGAGCUUCAGGAAGUGUGGUGGGCAGAAAGCGGAGACCCGGGGUCCAGGGUCUGCCACCCCCUCGGCCUGGCCUCCCCGCACAGGCCGUGGCUUGCACUCCAGCCGCUCUAGUCUCUCAGGAAUUUGCUUGUUACUUUUACUGUGUAAAUAAAGCUUCCUGGUUCAGUCCCCA